Phragmites australis (common reed) is the source of this 984-nucleotide messenger RNA. RefSeq names its product chitinase 11-like. Gene Ontology annotation, biological process: cell wall macromolecule catabolic process; defense response to fungus; carbohydrate metabolic process. Bases 45 to 830 code for a protein of 261 amino acids. Lineage: Eukaryota; Viridiplantae; Streptophyta; Magnoliopsida; Poales; Poaceae. The record is from RefSeq and is a predicted model, not a curated record. Gene Ontology annotation, molecular function: chitinase activity. The transcript has 3 exons.
GAAGUGGCUCUCCGCCGUUCCGCAUCAUUGCGAGCAGAAGAACCAUGAGGAAGGUUUUCGCACUGCUCGCCUUCGCCGGCGCCGCGCUGCUCGCCGCGGCCGGCGGCGUCAGCGGGCAGCAGGGCGUGUCGACCAUCAUCACGCAGUCGAUGUUCGGGACCAUGCUCAGGCACCGCAGCGAGGGCAACUGCGAGGGCGCGUUCUACACCUACGACGCGUUCAUCAAGGCCGCGAACAACUACCCCGACUUCGGCACCACCGGCGACGACCAGACCCGCAGGCGGGAGCUCGCCGCCUUCUUUGGCCAAACCUCCCACGAAACCACCGGUGGAUGGGCAACUGCUCCGGGUGGACAGUAUGCCUGGGGAUACUGCCGGGUGAAAGAACAGACCCCAACGGACGCACCUUAUUACGGACGAGGACCUAUACAACUCACUCAUAAAUACAACUAUCAGCUAGCUGGGCAGGCGUUGAAGCUAGACCUGGUGAACAACCCGGACCUGGUGUCGAGCGACCCCGUGGUCGCCUUCAAGACGGCCAUCUGGUUCUGGAUGACGCCGCAGUCUCCGAAGCCGUCGUGCCACGCCGUGAUGACCAACGGCUGGACGCCCUCCGGCGACGACCGCAGCGCGGGGAGGCUCCCUGGGUACGGCAUGACCACCAACAUCAUCAACGGCGGGGAGGAGUGCGGCCAAGGCCAGCCAACCGACCGCACCAGGGAUCGAGAGGGGUACUACAACAGGUACUGCCAAAUGCUCGGAGUGGCACAAGGGGACAACGUGUCCUGCAAUAACCAGAAGCCUUACAGAGAUCCGGGGGCUAAUAAUUAAUGAACGGGAGUAAUGAACCAGCAGCUGAUCGUGGUUGCUACAUGACUACGCGUGCUAGCGUACGUAUAUACUACUAUAUUUGCCUUUGACGAUGUAUGCGUGACGCAAUAACUAGUAAGAAUAAAGCUAGCAAACAGGGCAACCUUCGAGUGUA